AGGAGAUGAGGGAGGGGUGUGAGUGGCACCAGGAAGGCAGCAGAGGCCAAGGAGUUCAGGAGCAGCAGGGACAGCCCAGCAGAUAAGGCUCAGGGAUCUCUUCUUUUUGGGGCCGAAGCCACAGAAAAAGCACAGCCAGUUGCAUAACCCUUCUAUUUGCUCAGAUCUACAAUUUACCCUGAAGUUCCCUGUCCUGGGAGGUGACAGAGGAAGACAGCCAGCAAGGGCUGGGCAGGGCAGGGAGUCAGCAGGCGAGCGAGGGGUGUGCUGGGUCCUCAGCCUUCCUUCCAGCACUGCCGCACAGGAGGAUGGAGGUCCUCAACGAGUCGGUCCCGUUCAACUUCAGCCUCCCACCCAACUUCGGCAAGCGGCCCACCGACCGGGCGCUGAGCGUCAUCCUGGUGUUCAUGCUGUUGAUCAUCAUGCUCUCGCUAGGCUGCACCAUGGAGUUCAGCAAGAUCAAGGAGCACUUCUGGAAGCCUAAGGGGCUGGCCAUCGCCCUGGUGGCGCAGUACGGCAUCAUGCCCCUCACUGCCUUUUCACUGGGCAAGCUCUUCCGGCUGAACAACAUCGAGGCACUGGCCAUCCUGAUCUGUGGCUGCUCGCCCGGGGGUAACCUCUCCAACGUCUUCAGUCUGGCCAUGAAGGGGGACAUGAACCUCAGUAUUGUGAUGACCACCUGCUCCACCUUCUGCGGCCUGGGCAUGAUGCCCCUCCUCCUGUACAUUUACUCCAGAGGCAUCUAUGAUGGGACCCUGAAGGACAAGGUGCCCUAUGGAGGCAUUAUGAUAUCACUGGUCCUGAUUCUCAUUCCUUGCACCAUAGGCAUCAUCCUCAAUGCGAAACGGCCGCAAUAUGUACACUAUGUCACCAGGACAGGGAUGAUCCUCAUACUCCUGUGCAGUGUGGCUGUCGCAGUGCUCUCUGGCCUCAAUGUGGGCAAGAGCAUCUUGUUUGUCAUGGAGCCACACCUGCUGGCCACCUCCGCCCUGCUGCCUUUCAUCGGCUUCCUGCUGGGCUACAUUCUCUCUAUCCUUUCCUGCCUCAAUGGACGGUGCAGUCGCACUGUCAGCAUGGAGACUGGAUGCCAAAAUGUUCAACUGUGCUCCACCAUCCUCAACGUGACCUUUCCGCCUGAAGUCAUUGGACCACUUUUCUUCUUUCCUCUCCUCUACAUGAUUUUCCAGGUUGGAGAAGGUCUUCUCCUCAUUGCCAUCUUUCGGUGUUACGAGAAAAUCAAAUCUUCCAAAGAUAAGACAAAAAUGAUCUACAGAGUUGACACAUCUGAAGAAACCAUUCCAACAGCUCUGGGAAAUGGCACCCACAAAGGAGAGUGCUCCCCUCAAACAGCCUAGCCUCCCCCAGUGAUCUGGAUUCUCAUCAGAGGCAAUUCAGAAAGCAAAGGAGGCAAACUACAGACAGCAGAAAGACGAACCACCACCAGUGGUGUCUGAGUCUUCCUCUAGCAUUUCCAGCAUAAGUUAUCAGAAUCAUCAAGCCUUGUGUGGACAACGUGAGAGUCUACCCCCAAAAGCCUCACUUAUUCCCA
Molecule: messenger RNA, 1549 nt
Organism: Camelus dromedarius (Arabian camel)
Lineage: Eukaryota; Metazoa; Chordata; Mammalia; Artiodactyla; Camelidae
Gene: SLC10A1
Product: solute carrier family 10 member 1
Exons: 5
Coding region: 309-1355 (348 amino acids)
Biological process (GO): bile acid and bile salt transport
Cellular component (GO): membrane
Molecular function (GO): bile acid:sodium symporter activity
Source: RefSeq, a predicted model, not a curated record